AUGGCAUUCAUAGAAACCACACCAUUUGCAUUAGUCACAUUAUCAAGUUUUAUACUUUUAUCAAUUCAAAAAAUUAGAAAACUUAAAAGUAAAAUUAAAAAAUUUCACGACAAUGACGAUAAGGAAGAUCAUAUAAUUAACAAUUAUUUUUCAACAAUUAAAAGAGACUCGAUUAAAACUUUAAUUUCAUUAAUUCAAUCAAUAUUAUUCACAUUUUUAUUGGUGUUAUCAGCUUUGACUUUUUUCAAAAGAUCAAAAAAAUUAAGUAGCACUCUUAACAAACACUUGACUUUAAUAUAUUUCACAUCGUUUCUAUCUUUACUAUGGCAAAUUCGUAAUCUUUCAGGUGGUGAUGAGAACCAAGGAAACAAUUGUUCCCUCGACCAAUGUAACAUUGACAUCCCAUUCGUCAUCACCAACACAAUCUUAUCUUUACUUGCCACCACCAUAGCAAUAACCACGCCAAGGGGUCCUCCAGAAUACGAUGAUAAUGGUCGUCUGGUUUCUCCAAACAGUUAUUCCUCAAUAUGGGAUUUCAUCACUUUCUCAACAAUGAAUCCGUUGAUGUGUAAGGCUUACAAAAAAGAUUCAUUAAGCGAUUCUGAUCUUGAUCAACUGCCACGUGAUUACCGCGCCUCGACCUUCAAUCGCAAAAAUGUUGCUUAUCAAAUUACAGCUACAGUAAUUGGAGCAUCCUUAUAUUAUGUUCCUAUAACUUUUCUUUACAGUUUUCUAAAUUUCAUUCAAACAAACCCUUCUUCACUUGGAUGGGGAUUCUUUUGUAUUUUUGGUAUGUUAAUAUCAAAUAUUUUGUAUUAUAUUUCAACCACCCAACAAUGGUAUUGGAGCGCAAGUGCAAUGCAAGUUAGUAUCAAAGGAAUGCUAAAUGCUGAAAUCUUUUCAAAAAGUUUAAGAUUAUCAUACAAUGCAAAUAAUGAUGAUGAAGCGGAAAAAAAUAGCAAAGACGAACAAAAGGAUUCAUCAUCGGAUAUGAAAGGUGUUGGAAAAAUUACAAAUCUGAUGACCGUUGAUUCUCAAAGAAUUGGUCAAUUUUCAAUGUGGUGGACAACUGCUUUGAUCGAUUGUCCAACUCAAAUUACAAUUGGUCUUUAUUUCUUGUACAGAUUAUUAGGCGUUGCUAGUAUCUUUGGUUUUAUGAUUAUGAUAGUUAUCAUACCUAUAAAUCAACAAACUGCAAAAUAUUUCGCUAAAACUCAAGAAAAAUUAAUGAAAGCAAGAGAUAAUCGUGUCAAUCUAAUGAACGAAUUAUUACAAGGUAUUAGAAUGAUAAAGUUUUUCGCAUGGGAAAAAAAUUGGACAAAGCAAGUUUUAGAAACAAGAGAGGUUGAAUUGGUUCAUCUUCGUAAAAACUUUUUGUUUCUAUUAGCAUUUAAUUUCAUUUGGCUAUUAUCACCAGUCCUGGUAUCUAUAGUAUCAUUUGCUGUGUUUUCAAAAAUUCAAGGAAAUGUUCUCACACCAUCUAUCGUUUUCACUUCAAUUGCCAUCUUUAAUGAAAUUCGUUUUGUCUUGAAUCAAUUACCUGAAGUUCUAAUGCAAGGAUUUCAAGCCUACGUCAGUUUAAAAAGAAUUGAAAAAUUCUUGGAUUCCGAAGAAAUCAUAGUCAUUGACAAUAAUAAAAGAGCUUUUGAAAAUGCUAAUAUUUCUUGGGGCAAACCAUCAUCAUCUCCUUCGACUAAUUCAAAAAUUGAUUUCAUCAUGAAAGAUCUAAACAUCGAAUUCCCCUUAGAAAAAUUAAGUAUAAUAUGUGGUCCAACUGGGUCCGGAAAAACUUUAUUACUAAUGGCACUUUUAGAAGAAACAAAUAUCAUUAGUGGAAAAGUAUAUUCUCCAAGAUCAUCAUCUAACAACGAUGUUUUCAAUCAAAAUAAUUCACCAUUGUUGCCUGCAAAUUGGAUAGUUGAUAAUAGUGUUGCUUACGUAGCUCAAGAAUCUUGGCUUCAAAAUGCCUCUAUACGUGAUAACAUAUUAUUUGGAUUACCCUAUAUCGAAAAACGUUAUAAUGAAGUGAUUAGUAUGUGUGCGUUGACUAGAGAUUUUGAAAUUUUGGAGGAUGGCGAUUUGACUGAGGUUGGAGAGAAAGGGCUUACACUUUCUGGUGGACAAAAGCAACGUUGUGCAUUAGCAAGAGCUGUUUAUUCAAGAGCAAAACAUAUUUUAAUAGAUGAUGCUUUAAGUGCUGUUGAUGCUCACACAGCUAAACACUUGAUUGAUGAUUGUAUUACUGGCUCAUUGAUGAAAGGUCGUACCAGGAUUCUUGUUACUCAUCAUAUUGGACUCGCAUUAUCAAAAGCUGAUUACUUGGUUGUAUUAGAAUCUGGUAAAGUGGUAACAAAUGGUGUAGUCGAUGAUUUACGUUCUUCUGGCGAAUUGUCUUCUGUGUUGAAAGAAGCAGAUAGCGAUGUUGACUUUAAUGAUUUAGCUGAAGCUGCUGCUGAAACAAUUCCACUAGAAAUUAAUAGCAAUAAUAAAAACCUUGGUAAAAUUAUGUUACAUCAAGGUGAACCUUCAACAUCUUCAUCUAUCACCGUAGUUAAUAAUGGUGAUAAUUCUAUAUCAGAAGAAUAUGACGAUGAAAUUUUGAUUAAAGAAGAAGAAAGAGCAAAAGGAACAGUUAAAUUGAACAUUUAUUUGAAAUAUUUUAAUGCAAAUGGUAAUUUAUUAUUUUGGAUUAUGGUGAUUUUCUUAUUUUUUACAACAAGAGCUGCACAAAUUAUUGAGAGUUGGUGGCUUAAAGUAUGGUCAAGUUCAAGUAGUAAAGAUCCUAGAAAUGUGACACAACAAUUAUUCAAUAUGACAACUUACAAUAUUAAUAAUGACAACGAUAACAACAACGUACUAUUAUAUGAUUUACCGUCAGUUCCAGAUUUUGAUUUAGAUGAUUCAAAUUAUUAUUUACUACCAUCCAUUACCAAUAAUAAUUACACAAUUAUUCGAGGCGACAAUCAUGAUGUAGAUUAUUAUUUCAACAUUUAUGUAUUGAUUACAAUGGCAUCCGUUGUACUUGGUAUCAUGAGAUUCUUAUGGUUGUAUUAUGGUUCACUAAGAGCUUCUAGAAAUCUUUACGAACAAUUACUUCACAGAGUUAUUAGAGCACCUCUUAGGUUUUUUGACACUACACCUGUUGGCAGAAUACUUAAUCGAUUUAGUAAAGAUUUUGAGACAAUCGACAGUAUUUUAAUUGGCGACUUGGCUUUAUUCUUAAACAAUGUGAUUAUGAUGAUCAGUACUGUAAUGGUUAUAACGGCUAUAACAAAAGAAUUUCUGAUCGCUUCGUCAUUGUUUGGCAUAUUGUAUAUUAUUGUUGGAUCAUUGUAUGCCAAAGCUUCCAGAGAAUUGAAGCGAAUAGACUCGGUAACAAAGUCACCAUUAUAUUCACAUUUUGGUGAAACACUGUUGGGUAUUACUACAAUUAGAGCAUUUGGGGCAAAAAAGAAAUUUAUGAUUGACAUGUUAACAAAAAUUGAUAAUAAUCAUCGACCAUUUUAUUUAAUGUGGUGUGUUAAUCGAUGGCUUAGUAUUCGUUUCAACGUUAUUGGGUCAUUUUUGAGUUUCCUUGCUGGCUUGUUUGUUUUGUUGAAUAUAGAUCAUAUUGAUGCAGGUUUGGCCGGGUUGUCGUUAUCGUUUGCCAUGACAUUUUCAAAACAAAUUAUGUGGUCAGUUAGGAAGUAUACUGCUUUGGAGAUGAGCUUGAAUGCGGUAGAACGAAUUGAUGAAUUUCUUCAUAUUCCACAAGAAGCACCGGAAAUUGUUAAUCCACGACCACCAGCUGCUUGGCCACAUAGUGGUAACAUUCAAUUUGAGAAUGUGGAGGUCAAGUAUGCACCUGAUUUGGAACCUGUUUUACAUCAUAUUAGUUUUAAUAUUCAAGGCCAAGAGAAAAUUGGAUUAGUUGGAAGAACUGGAUCAGGCAAAUCUACAAUAUCAUUAACUUUAUUUAGAUUUAUUGAACCAUCAGAUGGAAAUAUUUUUAUCGAUAAUAUUGACAUUGGAACUAUUGGUGUCGAAGACCUUAGAUCCAGAAUCACAAUUAUUCCACAAGAUCCAAUAUUAUUUACAGGAACGAUAAGAUCAAAUUUAGAUGCAUUUUCACAAUACAGAGAUUACGAAAUUUAUGAAGCAUUACAAAGAGUUCAUUUAUUGCCUUCAUCAUCAACCAAAGCAACUUCAUCAAUUUCAUCAUCAGAAAGAAAUAACGAUGAUGAUACAUCAAUAAUAAUGACAAAUGAUGAUGAUGUUAACAACGACAAUAUUAGCAUGUUUAGCAACUUAGAUACACCUAUUACAGAAGGUGGUAAAAAUUUUAGUCAAGGACAACGACAAUUAUUAUGUUUAGCUAGAGCUUUACUUAAACGAUCUAAAAUUAUACUAAUGGAUGAAGCUACAGCAAGUAUUGAUUUUGCUAUGGAUGAUAAAAUCCAAAAAAUGAUAAGAAAUGAGUUUGUUGAUUGCACUAUAUUGUGUAUUGCACAUAGAUUAAGAACCGUUAUUGACUAUGACAGAAUAUUAGUAUUAGAUCAAGGAAAUGUCGUAGAAUUUGACAGGCCAUACAAUCUCAUCACAGAUUCAAACUCAUUAUUUCAUAAAAUGUGCAAGAAUUCAGGAGAAUUUGAUACUUUACUAUCAUUAGUAUCCUCUAACAAAAAAUAA
Messenger RNA from Entrophospora candida, 4668 nucleotides. NCBI's taxonomy places the organism in Eukaryota, Fungi, Glomeromycota, Glomeromycetes, Entrophosporales, Entrophosporaceae. The record is from the annotation of a GenBank genome assembly.